AUGCGCCAGUUACUGGCGGCCCUUCUCUUCUUGUGCCUCGCUGCUUUCGGCACGGCUGCGGACUACCAUGAGCAGCUGAACCUCCGGCCACUGCCCCUUUCCGCCCUGCUGGCGAGCUUCAACUUCCGGUCCAACACGUCGCUGGCUGACUUCGAGUCGCAAAACUUCCGCUACUUUCCCCGUUCGCUCGGACAGAUUCUGCAAUAUGCCGGCACUCGCGAACUGCACUUGAGGUUUAGCUUGGGACGAUGGGACGCUGAAAGCUGGGGAAGCCGGCCUUGGGAUGGUCAGCGGGAGGGCGGAACAGGCGUGGAGCUGUGGGCUUGGCUGGAGGCAGAGACGGAUGAGGAAGCCGAUCAGAAGUGGUUGACCCUCACCAAUGCCCUCUCGGGUCUCUUCUGCGCAUCUCUGAACUUCGUUGACGGAACACGAACCACGCGACCGGUCAUGUCAUUCCAGCCCGAGGGCGACCACCCUGAAGCCUCCAUACCGAAUAUGCAGCUUCUGCACGGCGUCCUCCCGAAGGAGGUCGUCUGCACGGAGAACCUGACGCCUUUCUUGAAGCUGCUUCCGUGCAAGGGCAAGGCGGGCAUCUCGAGCUUACUCGACGGCCACAAGUUGUUCGACUCCUCCUUCCAGAGCAUGGCCAUCGACAUCAAGCCUGUGUGCCCCGAGGGACAGGAGUGCGUUCUACAGAUCGAGCAAACAAUCGACAUGGUUCUGGAUAUCGACCGCUCCAAGCGACCCAGAGACAAUCCGAUUCCCCGCCCUCCUCCCGGUCACGAGCUCAAGUGCGACACAUCGAAGCCUUACCACUCAGACGAUACAUGCUAUCCUAUCAGUCACAGCCUCGGCCAAGACUGGACUUUGUUCCAGUUGUUCGGGAAGACAGUCAAGGGGGUCUGCCCUUUGACUGACGAGGACGUGCCCCCGGUGUGUAUUGAAGUCCCCCAUUCGAGGGGAGUCUUCACGUCUGGAGGUGCUACAGAGAUCCUCAAUCCCAACGGAGUAUCGCGGUGCUUUAAGUUCGGUCAUGAAUCGGAGUUGGAGAUUGUUUUGCCUCUUGAGAAUAAAGAAGGCCACGACGCUGCGGACGAGCUUGUUGAGCCGGCGACCCCUCUGAUUUACGCCGAGCGAAGUUUCACCGGCCAUGGGCAGGAGCAUGGUGGCAUGCAGGCCAUUCUGACAAACCCCAGCAAGGACACCGAAGUGGAGUUCAUUUACAUGGAAUCUCUGCCUUGGUUCAUGAGGGUCUAUCUGCAUACCCUCAACGCUAGGAUCGAGGGCUCAGCUGGCUCUCAGCCGUCCAUCAUCGAGGACAUUUACUACCGUCCAGCCGUGGAUCGCGCCAGGGGCACACAGCUCGAGCUGCGCAUGCGCAUUCCUCCCGCCUCCACAGUCUUCCUUACCUAUGACUUUGAGAAGUCCAUUCUGCGAUACACCGAGUACCCUCCUGACGCAAACCGCGGCUUCGACAUUGCCGCUGCCGUCAUUACCACUCUCAGCCCGCGCACACAAAGCACGCGGACAACGACCCUGCUGCUGAACCUCCCAACACCGGAUUUCAGCAUGCCCUACAAUGUCAUCAUUUUCACAUCAACAGCGAUCGCCCUCGCUUUCGGCGGCAUGUAUAAUAUCUUAGUCCGGAGACUUGUCGGCGCCGAUGAAGGCCCGAGCCCGGUGCUCAAAGCCAAGUUAGGUCGGCUUUUGGGCAAGCUCAAGGGAAGAGUGUCGGGAAAGAAAUGA
Molecule: messenger RNA, 1746 nt
Organism: Colletotrichum chrysophilum
Lineage: Eukaryota; Fungi; Ascomycota; Sordariomycetes; Glomerellales; Glomerellaceae
Exons: 2
Coding region: 1-1746 (581 amino acids)
Biological process (GO): attachment of GPI anchor to protein
Cellular component (GO): GPI-anchor transamidase complex
Source: RefSeq, a predicted model, not a curated record